Molecule: messenger RNA, 1886 nt
Organism: Suillus subalutaceus
Lineage: Eukaryota; Fungi; Basidiomycota; Agaricomycetes; Boletales; Suillaceae
Exons: 4
Coding region: 57-1886 (609 amino acids)
Molecular function (GO): pentosyltransferase activity
Source: RefSeq, a predicted model, not a curated record
CUUGAACGGUGAAACUUAAGCUUUGAACUUUGAAGUUCAGGCUUACCAUAACUCGUAUGAUAACAGAUCUCCAAGAACACCGCUGCAUCUAUCUUGACCUUAAAUCACCUCAUUCACUAUGGCUCAAACACAACUUGAAGGCGGCCAGUGCAUCGGCUCACGACUUUCCCAAACUCACAUUCAUCCUGGAGCGAGGGAAACAGUUCGGACCCCGCGUCGGUAGACUGUGCUUGACACGACCAUCCGAUAGUCCAUCCAACCAUGUAAUCGACAUCCAAACACCUAAUUUUCUCAUCGGAACAUCUCGUGGUGCAGUUCCACAUUUCUCAAGGGACCAUGUUCAUUCAGCGAAAGGAAUCAGCUGGAUCAAUGUACCUUUUGAGUCUUUCCUCGAGCAAACACCCCCAGUACCCACUUAUCAGACGGGAUCGCAGCCACUACAUAAUUUCUUAGGAUUCGACAGUUCAAAACAUAUCGUUUCGCUUUCACUUCGAGAUCCUUUGGAUGCUCGAGAGAUGCCUCCAAAUGGAAAUUCGCAUGUUUCAGCUUCAUGCAUGCGUGGUGUGAGGAAGGUCACGCUCGCAGACUGGCGAUCGUAUGUUCUGACGAUGCAGCCUGAUAUCGCAUUUGCUCUCAGUGAUACGCCGUUUACUGUAGCCCCGCACUCGCAGAAACGCUUGACUAAAAGCAUCGAGCGGAGUGCGGCUUGGCUCGCAGAUCUGUUGCGUCCUGUUGAAAACGCGAUGGAUGACUCACGCACGGAGUCAACUCCUGCUACUUUGAAUGUCUUCGUACAUAUGGCUGGUGGUACUUCGACCUCCGCAAGGAGGGCCUUUUCGCAUAGCCUCACGGAGACUCUUCAUGGGCUGGAAGCAAACGCCGUGAAACCACUGCUAUGUUUGGAUGAAGGAGUAGCUGGAUAUGUAUUUGACCUAGCCGCCCUUCAUGUCAGACCAGCUCCUCUCUCGACCCCCAACGAUAGAGGCGGAGGCAUCGAAAUUGCAGAAAACUCUUUGAUUCUGCAGAAUUCAGAAUCAUUAGCUCAAACACCAACACCUAACACGGCUACUACACCCACAUCGCUCUCGUCCAGCAUGAUCGAACCUCUCUCUCUCAUCUCACUGACUCCCACAUUGGAUGAGCUCCUCCGCGCAUCGUUAGAACCCCUCCCAAUCGCAAAGCCACGCCUUGUCACAGAUGUUCGAUCCCCUCAUGAAAUCCUGCGUUUGAUCAGAGAUAUUGGAGUCGACGUAUUCGAUGCGGGAUGGGCCGUAAAAGCAGCUGAUAUUGGGGUAGCUCUCGAUUUCAUUUUUCCGGUGCCCAGCGGGCACGAUAGUAGUCCAGACCAUCGAAGACGCGACAUUGGUCACAACCUGUAUGAUGCGAAGUACGCUCACGACUUCAUCAUAACAUCUUCGUCUGAAACUCCUGUCUGCCCCUGCGCUGCAUGCUCUCCAGUUGCCCCCACGUCUCCUAUUCACCACAGCAAAGUUGACGUUCAGUCGCACCAAGCGCAUUCAGAGGACGGCACGAGCCAGAAAAAAUUCUUACCUCCUUUCACACGAGCUUACCUGCACCACCUUUUGCAUACCCAUGAGAUGUCUGCACACACACUCCUUGUCGCACAUAACGUCGCCGUCCUUGAUGCCCUGCUUACUGGAGUGCGAACAAUUCUUUUGGGUCAUGCUGAUCAAAAUGAAGCAGCAGCUAUUUUUGCUCAAGAGGUCACAAGGUUUGAAGAGGUUUAUGAUGGAGCGAUGUCGGUGCUCCAUGCUGCUCGGGAUAACUGGAAAGACGUGAAGUACGCACGGGGUAAAGGAAGAUUGGCGCGGGAGGCACAGAAAGACAAGGAUGUUCGAUCGGUACAUUCAGCUGAAGUACAGUAG